This is a messenger RNA of Suhomyces tanzawaensis NRRL Y-17324, 1539 nucleotides long. RefSeq lists its product as uncharacterized. The transcript is spliced from 2 exons. NCBI's taxonomy places the organism in Eukaryota, Fungi, Ascomycota, Pichiomycetes, Serinales, Debaryomycetaceae. Bases 1 to 1539 code for a protein of 512 amino acids. Gene Ontology annotation, molecular function: monooxygenase activity; iron ion binding; oxidoreductase activity, acting on paired donors, with incorporation or reduction of molecular oxygen. The record is from RefSeq and is a predicted model, not a curated record.
AUGCUCUCGCCCUUGCGACACAUUCCAGGGCCCUACCUCAACCGAGUGUCAGUUCUUCGAGCAUUGCACGGCCAGCGCGCACGCUCGUGGAUUUCCUCGGUGCACCAGCUCCACUUGCAGUACGGGAAUGUGGUGGUAGUAGCACCAAAUGAGAUUAGUGUCAAUGGAGACCCCAAAUAUCUCCACGAUAUCUAUGUGAAGAACUUCCCCAAAUCGCAGUUCUAUGGCCAGUUUGGCAACCACGGCCACCCCAACAUGUUCUCCAGCUUGGCCAACGACGUGCACUUGCGGUACAAACGGGUGUUGACUGCGUUGUAUAGCAAGCUGGCUAUCUUCUCGCCCAAGAACACCACCCGCGCAAACCUUGUGGAGAAAAUCGGCCAGUUGGUGCAGGCGGUGGACGACUCCUCGCGCACCAACCUAGGCAUCGAUGUGUACUCAUUAUUUGCGUCGUUGGCGAUGGACGUGGUGCUGGCGUUCGAGCUCGGUGCUUCCAACGGCACCGACUUGUUGUUGCGUCCCGACAAGCGCCACAUCAUCAUCAGCCACCGCCAGGUGGCUCUGAUGGGGUUCUGGACCACCUUGAUGCCCCGGCUCUGGAACUGGGCUGCUGGCACCACUAUUUUGCAGGCCGCGCAAAAAAUCGAGGCCUGGCAGCUCUCUAUCUAUUCCCACGCGGAAAACAACGUGCCAGCGGUGCCAGCCACCGCCAACGUGUCCACAUUGGAAGCGUUGAAGAAGCAUGGCUACAAGGAGCGUGCAGCCUACUCGUUCUUGUCGGAUAACAUCUUUGCAGGCCACGAAACCACCGCCAUCCAGCUCACUUACUUGACUUACGAAUUGUCGCGGCCUGCGAAUCUCGCGAAACAGCAGCGGCUUGUGGACGGGUUGCGCGAGGCGUUUGGGGUUCCUGGCAGUAGCGACGCCGUGAUUGACGACUUGGAAAGAGUCGAUACCUUGCCGUACUUGAACGCGUUGCUUGACGAGAACUCGCGGGUGCACACCUCUAUUCCAGGCGCUGAGCCUAGGGUGGUGGACCGUCCCUACCUGGUGACGGUGCGCGGGGGCCGCACCGUUGCUCUCCCUAGAGGUACCACCAUCUCGUGCCAGCCUUACUCGGUGCACCGCCAGCGCGAGGUUUUUCCCGAUGCUUACCUGUUCAUUCCCGAGCGGUGGCUCGCAUACGAAGGCGAGCCUGAAGACGAGUUCCGGGCCCGUAUCAAGCGCCAGACCAAGUUCAUGAUGCCGUUUGGCAAGGGUGUUCGCAUGUGCCUCGGUAUGAACUUGGCUUUGAUCGAAAUGAAGUUGGCAGUGGCCAACCUCUACUGGCACUACCAGUCGCGGUUGUGCAGCGACUGGUGCGAAAUUAGCGGCCGCGCUAGCGAGGGUCCCGCUAACCCCAUCGGAAUGGGUGAGAGCUCUCAGGGCAGGAACACCACCGAUGAGGAGAAGAUGGUGAUGGUGGACACCUACACCACACGGCCGUUGAACGACGAGUGCUGGUUGGAGUGGUAUCGCCACGGGGAGGUGGUGCAGUGA